CUCAGGAUGCUGGUUACUUUAACGCCGAGAUGGCACCAAUUGAGGUGAAAACGAAAAAGGGGAAAGAAAGCAUGGAAAAGGACGAGCACCCAAAACCCCAGACCACUCUGGAACAAUUGGCAAAACUCCCGACUGUUUUCAAAAAGGAUGGGACCGUGACUGCUGGCAAUGCUUCAGGGGUGUGUGAUGGAGCUGGCGCAGUCAUCGUUGCCAGUGAAUCGGCACUUAAAAAGCACAGCCUCACUCCUCUGGCAAGAGUAGUAGCCUAUCACUCAUCUGGCUGUGACCCGUCCAUAAUGGGCAUCGGCCCUGUACCUGCAAUCACCGAGGUUCUGAAGAAAGCAGGCUUGACCCUGAAGGACAUGGAUUUGGUAGAGGUGAAUGAGGCAUUUGCACCUCAGUACCUAGCAGUUGAAAAAGUUUUGGGCCUUGAUCCCGAAAAAACCAACGUCAACGGAGGUGCCAUCGCUAUAGGUCAUCCUUUGGGUGCUUCAGGCUCACGGAUCACGGCUCAUCUGGUUCAUGAAUUAAGGCGUCGUGGUGGGAAAUACGCGGUUGGGUCAGCCUGCAUUGGCGGAGGACAAGGUAUUGCUGUUAUCAUUGAGAACACAGCCUGAGAGACUCUGGAGACUGCGGUGCUGCCCGAAUUACCGGUUCCCUGAGAAACCUCUGCCUUUUGUGACAGCACUGCAUCGCUGCCUGCCUCCGUUUUGUGCCAUUCCUGCAAGGUAAAGGAAUAGCUGAGAAGUC
Leptosomus discolor (cuckoo roller) is the source of this 750-nucleotide messenger RNA. The record is from RefSeq and is a predicted model, not a curated record. Lineage: Eukaryota; Metazoa; Chordata; Aves; Leptosomiformes; Leptosomidae.